Cicer arietinum (chickpea) is the source of this 3159-nucleotide messenger RNA. Its product is annotated as BAG family molecular chaperone regulator 6. Gene Ontology annotation, biological process: protein folding. Lineage: Eukaryota; Viridiplantae; Streptophyta; Magnoliopsida; Fabales; Fabaceae. The record is from RefSeq and is a predicted model, not a curated record. Gene Ontology annotation, cellular component: plasmodesma. Gene Ontology annotation, molecular function: protein-folding chaperone binding.
UUAACUUCCCAUAUAUAUAAACAACAUGUCCACUUCCACAUUUCAUUCCAUAAAGUUUUAACACAAAUCUCUAUACGCCUACAAACUACACUUUCAUUCUAUCUUUCCUUCACUUACUUUUCUUAAUAUUUCGUGGUAUAACAACUUUCCAAGUUACCAAACAUGAUUCCUACAUACAGAAACGUUGAGUCAUAUCCAUUUUACAGAAACCACAUACCAUUCCAUCAUCCUCACAUGGAACCUGUUCCCCCUCAAAUGAUAAUUGAUCCAUCCAAAUCACCCUUCCCUUAUGAACAACCUUGGCCUUAUCCUAGCAAUUAUGGCCACACUAUCCCACCACAUUUCUGCUAUGGUCAUCACAACUUUCCUAGUUACAUACCUUCUUAUCCUCAUGUUCCUUCUCCAUCACCAAUGUAUUGUUUUGGAGGCUUUCCUUCAUUUGGUGAAUCAAACUUUACUCCUUAUUCUCCACAAUCACAUUAUACUACCAUGGACCUUCCAAGAUAUGAAUAUGAUAAAUAUAUGCCAAAGGAUCAUCAUUGUUGUGGUUGUCCUAAUCCUGUUUCAAACCAAAGAAAGGAAGAUGAACCUGAUGUUGUUGGUAAGAAAGAGAAUGAUGGUAUGGUUCCAAUUCAGUUAAGGAAUUUUCCUUACCCUUUGGUUUGGAUUCCACCAGAAUAUUACGGUAACAAGCAACCGAAAAAUCACACUAAAGCUGAGUUUAGUGAGCAAGAUAAAAUGUCACAUGAUAAAAAGGCUAAUGGUUCUGAGAAUGGAUUGUUGCCCUUUGAUGUAAAGGGUGCACGGAACAUGUUUGGCGAUGAAGAUGGAAAAAGAUGCCAGAAGAAGGAAACUGAUAACAAUGUAAAGGAGUUUGAAAAUGGAAGAAUGGAACAGAAACAUGAGAGUGAACAAAAGAGAUCAGAAUUUCCAUUCCCUUUCAUUUGGUUGCCUUACUACAAUAAUGUUCCGGUGAAGUCUUGUGUCGAUGAUGGUGUUACAGAAAGGACUAGAUCAAACAAUGUUGGAUCCGGGGAGACAGGCGAUUCAGAGAAAGCGAGUAACCAAAGAAGCAUUCUUGUGAAGCAAGUCAAUGACUCGAAGCGAAGUGAAAAGAGCGAAAUGAAUGUUGAUGAAGAAAAUUUGACAAGAAAAGACUCUACCUCCAUGAACAAAAGAGGAUCCGUGUCUCCGCCUAAGGGAUCUAAGUUACCUCCUGUUUGUCUAAGAGUUGAACCAUUACCAAGGAAAAAAUACAGCAAUGGAAGUUCAAGAUCUCCAAGUCCACCGGCUUCAAAAGAACACUCCAAAGCAACAGCUGGUGAAACAAACAAGAAUCCUUCAAAGGCUAGUGAGGAAGUUAAACCAAAGGUGAAAACUAUUCAAGUAUCUCAGAACAAGACUAAUGAAAACAAGGGUGCUGGUGAAUGUAACAAAGAGAAAGAGGCAGAAAAUAUGACAGGAGAGGCUGCUGAACAUUCUAUGAAGGAUACAAACACAAGAACAAAUGAAGAAGGUAAAAGAGAAAGAAGUGUUUUGUCGAACGUAGAUGCUGCUGCUUUGAUACAAGCUGCUUAUCGCGGUUAUUUAGUAAGAAAAUGGGAGCCCCUGAAGAAAUUGAGGCAGAUAGCUGAAGUUAGUAAGGAGGUGACUUAUGUUAGAGGCCAGAUUCAAGCUGUUGAAGAUUCUUAUGAUCUUCAUAAUGAUAACAAGCAAAAAGUUGCUAUUGGAGAGACCAUAAUGAGACUCCUGCUAAAGCUGGAUACUAUACAGGGUUUGCAUCCAAGUUUGAGAGAAAUCAGAAAGUCUCUGGCAAGAGAGCUUGUAACUUUGCAGGAAAGGCUCGAUUCUAUAACAGCCAAGAAUCCUCAGCAGCAGCCGCAGGAGUACAAUGCUACGGAAACUGUUGAAGUCUCUCCAUUAAAUGUUCAGAAUGCAGAACAUAUCCAAGAGCAACAAGAUGAGAAAGUGGCAAUACCAAAAGAUUCAUCUGAAGACAUUAGCGACGGAAGAAUUCCCGAAGUUCAGUUUUGCAUGAAGAAGGAUCAAAACAAUGUAUGUUACAUUGAUUGUGCAAGUGAGGAUAUCAGUUCUGUGGUUGGGGUUGAUGCAACGGUUGACGAUGUUUCUGCUAUGGAUUCAAUGAAGGAGCUGCCAGUUGGUGUGCUCGAUGAAGACGGUGAUUCUGCUAUGGAUGCAAUGAAGGAACUGCCAGUUGGUGUGCUCGAUGAAGACGAUGAUUCUGCUAUGGAUGCAAUGAAGGAGCUGCCAGUUGGUGUGCUCGAUGAAGACGCCGAUACAUCUGAAUUCAGAAAAGAUGAAGAAACUAACAUCUCUAAAAUUGAAGUACAAGCCGACAAUGAGGGGUUCAUUGAAGAACUCCCAGUAGGACUUUUAGAUGAGGAUGCCGAAAAGUCAGAAUGUAAUGCAAAGGACAGAACAAAUUUUUCCAUAGCUAACACUGCAGAAGAUACUGAAAUAGAGCAGCCACUGGUUGAAGAAGAAAAAGAGGUGCAGUGUAGCGAGGAAUCGAAUGGUUGGGUAAAGAUUGAGUUCCAGAAAGAAGAUGAACUCAAAGUGAAUGCACCAAUGGACAUAGAGGAACUGAAAAGUCUUGAUCAUGUGAAUGAAGCAUAUUUGGAAGAAAAUGAUGUAGCUAACAUCCUGUUAGAACCAAAUGAAAAGGAAGCAGAUGGAAAACUUGCACAGCAAGAAACACAAGUUCAUGUUCAAGACAUUGUUGUUGGAGAGAAUACAAGUGGCGAUGAUAAAGACACAAAUUUUUUGCCCAAGGAAGAGUUGAAUGGUGACAUGAAAUUAUUGGAAGAGAAUGAGAAGUUAAGGAAGUUGAUGAAGGAGUUACUUGAAGCUGGGAAUGAACAGUUAAGUGUAAUAACAAACUUGACUGGCAGAGUGAAAGAUUUGGAGAAGAAAUUAGCCAAAACUAUGAGGAGCAAGAAAGUGAGGACAAAGAGACAUAGAUCAGUAACUCCCAAAAUGUCUUGUUCAAACUGUUCUGAAUAAUUUUAAGUCAUUAGAGGUGAUUCUCAACAUUGUAAGUUUUGUAUGUAACUGUGAGACGUAUUGUUGUAUUGAUGAUAUGUAUAAUGUAAUGUUUGUGAUAUGAAGAUAUAUACAUUAGCUGCUUUUUUUUUUUUU